AUGACUACGUCCCCUUCUACUCAUUCAUUCCAAGACGAUCAAGACUUUAGACGAAUCUCAUGGUCGUGGGCAAAGGCUUAUGAUACAAAGGAUUGGGCUCUGCUGCGAUCGAUCUGUGCACCCACCGUCCAGUGGCUCUACAACAGUCUGAACGCACAAUUCGUGGACAAGCAGAUGACAAUCGAUGAAUACGUCGAAGAAAUGAGUGCGAUGACUGGUCUGGGAGAUCCGAGACUCUCUACACAACAUCUACUAGGAGCUGUGGUAUUCGAGGAAGUUGUGUUCAACGGACAGUGUUACAUCGUGGGUGAUUGGCAAGCGCAAGCCUCACAUCGCCGAAUCUUAGCAAAUGGAGAAGUCCGAGUAUGGGAUGGCUUCAGCUAUGUAAGACACUACUACGCCAGAGACGUAAACCACAAGUGGCAGCUAGCCGGCGUACAACCGCAUACUGUACUGAUCUCGGACGGUCACCCAGGUCUCGUUCUGGGCAAAUUCGAUUAG
Messenger RNA from Aureobasidium namibiae CBS 147.97, 501 nucleotides. Its product is annotated as NTF2-like protein. The coding region runs from base 1 to 501 and encodes 166 amino acids. Gene Ontology annotation, molecular function: scytalone dehydratase activity. NCBI's taxonomy places the organism in Eukaryota, Fungi, Ascomycota, Dothideomycetes, Dothideales, Saccotheciaceae. The transcript is spliced from 3 exons. The record is from RefSeq and is a predicted model, not a curated record. Gene Ontology annotation, biological process: melanin metabolic process.